AGCUGGAGUUGGCACAGGAGUCGGACCUGGCUCUGGGGUUGGUUUUGGUCCAGGUGGUGCCGGUACUGCUGCUGCUGGAGGAGCAGGAAGAGGAACUGGAGUUGGCACAGGCGGGGGACCUAGCUCUGGGGUUGGUUAUGGCCCAGGUGGUGCCAGUACCGGGUCAGGUGGUCUAGGUUAUGGUCCUGGCGGUGCAGGGACUGGUGCCGCUGGAGGGAUUGGAGGAGGACCGGCAGGAGGAGCUGGAGUUGGCACGGGCGUGGGACCUGGCUCUGGGGUUGGUUAUGGCCCAGGUGGUGCUGGGACUGGACCUGGAGGAGCGGGCUAUGGGCGAGGCGGCACUGGGUCUGGCAGAGGUGGAGCAGGAACAGGACCUGGAGGGUAUGAUGCCAAUGCGAAAGCUCGUAAAUAUGGAAUGUUGAGUGGAGCACUUGGAGGUUCAGGAACAAGCCCUGGAGGAGUCAGGCCUGGUGGUGCUGGUACAGGCUAUGGACCAGGAGGAGGAGUCGGGCCCGGUGGUGCUGGUACAGGCUAUGGACCAGGAGGAGGAGUCGGGCCAGGUGGUGCUGGUACAGGCUAUGGACCAGGAGGAGGAGUCGGGCCAGGUGGUGCUGGUACAGGCUAUGGACCAGGAGGAGGAGUUGGGCCCGGUGGUGCUGGUACAGGCUAUGGACCAGGAGGAGGAGUCGGGCCCGGUGGUGCUGGUACAGGCUAUGGACCAGGAGGAGGAGUCGGGCCCGGUGGUGCUGGAACAGGCUAUGGACCAGGAGGAGGAGUCGGGCCCGGUGGUGCUGGUACAGGCUAUGGACCAGGAGGAGGAGUCGGGCCCGGUGGUGCUGGUACAGGCUAUGGACCAGGAGGAGUUAGGCCAGGUGGUGCUGGUACAGGCUAUGGACCAGGAGGAGGAGUCAGGCCUGGAGGUGCUGGCUACGGACCUGGAGGUCUUGGUGCUGGAGGAGCCCUGGGUGCAGGAGGACUUGGUGCUGGGCCUGGUUAUGGGCUCGGAGCAGGAGGAAUGGUUCCAGGACGAGGUGUUGGAGUAUCAACCGGUGGUGGACCUGGAGCAGGACUGGGACCAGGUGGCUUUGGACCAGGCAGUGCUGGAGGAACCGGAUAUGGACCUGGUGGAUAUGGGCCUGGAGUUGGACAAGUGCCUGGGGCAGGGUAUGGACCAGGUGGAGGCUAUGGGACAGGACCAGGAGUUGGAUAUGGACAAGGCUAUGGAGCUGGAUCAAAAGCAGCUAAAUACGGUGCUGGCGGAGUUCUUGGAGGUGGUGCAGGACGAGGAGAUGUUUGAACUGAAGAAUAGAGCUGUUUAUAAGGACAUCUUUUGA
This is a messenger RNA of Notothenia coriiceps (black rockcod), 1334 nucleotides long. RefSeq lists its product as uncharacterized. The transcript has 8 exons. Lineage: Eukaryota; Metazoa; Chordata; Actinopteri; Perciformes; Nototheniidae. The record is from RefSeq and is a predicted model, not a curated record. Bases 489 to 1334 code for a protein of 281 amino acids.